CGUCUACACUUAUGUAAUUGUGUUAACACCAAAUAGUAACUAAUCGCGUUAAGCAUUACUGUCGGUGAUGUAGCUAAUAUGUGUAGUUACUUAAUAAACUAACUGUUACUCGCAGUGUGGUAGCUGCUUGCUACCUAGCGACUGUAUGUGAAGUCCUGUGCACACAGAAUGACAGGACACACAGCUAGCUAGCUGGCUGGCUAAUUAGCUAUCUAACCAGUUCAUCCUAAUUAGCUAGCAAACGUGUUGACUGUCUCAUUCAAGCGUUUCGUUCCUUUGUUUAAGAAACAUUCUUGCCCGUGUUGUCCCUCAAUGGCGCUCUUUUUCUUUUGUUUUUUUUUUAAACGAAGUGAAAUUUAUUCUCUGUCUGCCUACAUUCCGAAACAACUAACGCUAUGGUGUUAGCUACCUAUCUACCUACCUACCUAGCUUGAUGCGUUUGCACAGCGGUAGCUGUCACUGUUUUAUCUUAGAUAACAUUUACUUACGUUUCGCUGAAUUGGAGUUGUCACCGAUGUGCCUCAGCCGUCUCCAUGGUGAUGAAGUCAUCUGUUGAAGAGGAUGAAGGGGGGUGGGGCCUCGGAAUCCCAGAAAAGAUGAGGAACAAUGCCGACUGGGUGGACAUCACCCAGGAUUUCAAAGGGGCCUGUAAAGAACUGAAACUUGGAGAACUGCUCCAUGACAAGCUGUUCGGUCUGUUCGAGGCGAUGUCGGCCAUCGAGAUGAUGGACCCAAAAAUGGACGCGGGGAUGAUCGGGAACCAAGUGAACCGGAAAGUUCUCAACUUCGAGCAGGCCGUCAAGGAUGAGGCCAUCAGAGUGAAGGACCUGUCCCUGCCUGAGCUGAUCGGAAUUGUGGACACCUGCUUUUGCUGCUUGAUCACAUGGCUGGAGGGUCACUCUCUGGCGCAGACAGUCUUCACCUGUCUGUAUGUGCAUAACCCUGAGCUGAUCCUGGACCCUGCCCUCAAAGCCUUUGCCCUCGGCAUCCUCAAAGUGUGCGACAUCGCCCGCGAGAAGGUCAACAAGGCCGCCGUGUUCGAGGAGGAGGAUUUCCAGGCGAUGACCUACGGGUUCAAAAUGGCCAACAACGUGACGGACCUGAGAGUCACAGGGAUGCUGAAGGAUGUCGAGGAUGAGCUGCAGAGGAAAGUGAAGAGCACCCGCAGUCGGCAGGGAGAGCAGCGAGACCCUGAGGUGGAGCUGGAUCAUCAGCAGUGCCUGGCUUUGUUCAGCAGGAUUAAAUUCACCCGCCUCCUGUUGACUGCUCUCAUUUCCUUUACUAAAAAAGAGACGAGUGCUGUGAGUGAAGCCCAGAAGCUGAUGAGUCAGGCAGCAGACCUCCUGCCCGCAAUACACUCCACCAUCCAAUAUGGCAUCCAGUCACAGAACGACACCACUAAAGGAGACCAUCCCAUCAUGAUGGGCUUUGAGCCGCUGGUGAACCAGCGCCUGCUGCCACCCACGUUCCCACGCUACGCCAAGAUUAUCAAGCGUGAGGAGAUGGUCAGCUACUUCAGCAAGCUGAUCGAGCGGAUAAAGACCGUGUGUGAGGUCAUCAACACCACCAACCUGCACAGCAUCUUGGAUUUCUUUUGUGAAUUUAGCGAGCAGUCCCCUUGUGUACUGUCAAGGUCUUUAUUACAGACUACAUUUCUGAUUGACAAUAAAAAAGUGUUCGGGACUCACCUGAUGCAGGACAUGAUCAAAGAUGCUCUUCGCUAUUUUGUCAGCCCGCCUGUUCUGUCCCCAAAGUGCAGUCUGUAUAAUAACCACCAGGCCAAAGACUACAUCGACUCCUUUGUCACUCACUGCUCUCGGCCGUUCUGCAGUCUGAUCCAGAUUCAUGGCCACAACAGAGCUCGCCAGAGGGACAAGCUGGGUCACAUACUCGAGGAGUUUGCCACCCUGCAGGAUGAGGCUGAGAAGGUGGACGCAGCUCUGCACGGUCUGCUGAUGAAGCUGGAGCCUCAGAGGCAGCACUUGGCCUGUCUGGGCACCUGGGUUCUCUACCACAACCUGCGCAUCAUGAUCCACUAUCUGCUCAGCGGCUUUGAGCUCGAGCUCUACAGCAUGCACGAGUAUUACUACAUCUACUGGUACCUCUCUGAGUUCCUGUACGCGUGGCUGAUGUCAACACUGAGCAGGGCAGACAGCUCCCAGAUGGCGGAGGAGCGCAUCGUGGAGGAGCAGCAGCAGAAAGGACGCAGCAGCAAGAAGAGCAAGAAGAAGAAGAAAGCUCGUCCUCUGGGCAAAGAGAUCACCAUGAGCCAGGCCUACCAGAACAUGUGCGCUGGCAUGUACAAGACCAUGAUAGCGCUGGACAUGGACGGUAAGGUCCGAAAGCCUCAGUUCGAGCUGGACAGCGAGCAGGUGCGCUACGAGCAUCGCUUCGCCCCCUUCAACAGCGUGGUCACGCCCCCCCCGGUGCACUACAUCCAGUUCAAGGAAAUGUCGGACUUGAAGAAAUACAACCCCCCGCCGCGCUCAGCUGACCUGUACACAGCCGCCAGCAAGCACUUCCAGCAGGCCAAACUCAUACUGGAAAACGUCAGCAGCCCUGAUGCCGAGGUGAACCGUAUCCUCAAAGUGGCCAAACCGAACAUUGUCGUGAUGAAGCUGCUAGCAGGAGGACACAAGAAGGAGACUAAGGCCCUUCCUGAGUUCGAUUUCUCUGCGCACAAGUACUUCCCCAUAGUCAAAAUCAUCUGACUCCUUCUAGUGAAGGUCCCCCGCGCCUCACAGCCUGAGCUCUCCAGGUUCAUCUCCCCCUCCUGAGCUCUGAGUCAUGGAACCGCAGGGUCCACAUCCACCACACCACUUUACCGUUGCACGAGCAGGCGACAGGGCUCCGUUUUCUUCACAGUACGACUUAACUGAUUACUCAAAGGUUACUCAAGAUGACUGGGAAUUUGAGAAGGCAAUUCGUUUUGUGACUGCAAGUAUAUAAAAGACCCUUUUGUGUAAAAGUCUUCUGAUGGAGUUGAUGGAACUGGUUAUGUGGAAAGGCUUCUGUAGACUUUCAUGUUUAAUUACCAGUGUUUUACUCAGAUGCAUGUGACAUUGGGGGGGUGCAUAUGUCGGUGUGUCUUUUCCAUAAUUUGCGUGUAUGUAAAUUUUUGUUACUUUCAAUUAAAUUGUCAUCUCAGAACACAACCUUUUUUAAAUAAAGAUUUUAAAAUUUAAAACCAGUGAACAUCUUUCA
This is a messenger RNA of Electrophorus electricus (electric eel), 3204 nucleotides long. It is a transcript of the gene naa35, whose product is annotated as N-alpha-acetyltransferase 35, NatC auxiliary subunit. Gene Ontology annotation, cellular component: NatC complex. The record is from RefSeq and is a predicted model, not a curated record. Lineage: Eukaryota; Metazoa; Chordata; Actinopteri; Gymnotiformes; Gymnotidae. Gene Ontology annotation, biological process: N-terminal peptidyl-methionine acetylation.